AUGGCCGAGGGAUCGAAAGUACGGGCGGCCUUCACCCUAUUGAAGAACCUCACACUGGCGGCGCUGCUCUAUGGGGCCAUCUAUGGUAUGAUCAACUUGGUGAGCGACCCCAGUGUUGCUACCAAGGGGAAGCUGGGCAUUCCUGCCUUUCUGGACAAAGCUGGGCCAACGGAGCUGAUCAAGACCACAAAGUCAGGCGUCGAGGUCAAGUUCGCCGGCACCACCAAGACGGUCACCAUCAACCCGCACGCCAAUGUCUUCAACCGCCCCGUUACCGCUGUCAAAGUCAAGGACGACUACUUGGGCCCCCGCCCCCACGUCGACACAGAGGCCGAUCUGCACAUGCUGGUGGAGGAGUGCAGGGGUACAUACAAUGGCUUGGAGAAGAUGAGGAAUGUUUUCGACUGCCUGAAAUUCUUCGCCGACGACGAGCACCGCUACUACAAGCUGCCAGAGGAGCCUGCUCGCGCCAGUGCACAGGACCCUCGUAAGGCCGAGUACGUUGAUGCAGAUGGGCACGACAACACACUGAAGAGCUAUAUGCCCGUCAAGGAGGCAAUUGCUGCGAACGGAUCGAGCAUCGGAACCUGCCCAGGACCUAUCAUCCCAUAUCACGUCUACUGGACUGGCCCGGCGACAUGGCGGGUCGAGGUCUUUCUCAAGAGCUACCUGUACACCCAGAACCUUGCGUGCUCUCGCCUUUGGCUCUGGCUGGACAGCGACAAGAACCCAAACGCUGUGAAGAACAUGAUGACGAAAGAUGCUCUUUUCGCUCGCUUCUUGCCUCUGGUCGACCGCGGCGACAUCGUACUGAAGGCCUGGAACUUCCCCAAGCGCAUCCCUCUGCCCAAGGAUGAGGAGGACAAGAACGGCUUCGGCUACUACAGCACACCCGGACGCCCCAACGCCGAUGGAGAGAAAGCUUUGGCUGAGAAUAUCAUCGAGGACAAGAACGGCCAGCAGUGGCUCGUUCUCACCCCGAAACAGAUGACAUUCCUGCCAGUGGCCGUCUCAGAUGCCGUACGAUUCAUCGUCCUGCACAUCCACGGCGGCGCAUACUUCGACAUGGAUGUACUGAUGCUCAGAGAUAUGCGACCGCUCCUCUUGCCCAAGGAGCAUGCCUUUGCCGAGCGAUGGGCAGCCCACCCACAUCCUGGCGACUACAACACCGCCAUCAUGUCCCUCACAGCCAACUCUUCGCUCUCAUCUUACCUGCUCUACGGCGGUAUCCGCAUGGGUGUCAACUUCCACCCACGUGUCCUGGGACGCAUGGCCUGGAAGGAUGGACGCGACCAGGAGUUUCUCAUGCUGGAGACCGGCGCCUUCGAUCCCAUCUGGACCGAGUUCAACUGGGAUCGCGAAGGUCGCUGCACCGUCCCAUGUCUCCGUGACUACGGCGCAGCGUUCAAGGGCAGAGAGGGUUCACUUAGGGACGAAUGGGAGAGCUACGACGGCCCACAGCUCGAACCUAUCGAUCUCGACAAGGCGCAACGCAAGGAGCUGAAGACACGCGGCCGCGAAGACGAAGAGCACGUCCCUGCAUCCUCAGCUGCGACCCCAGCGAAGGCCGAGCACGCCGACUCAUUCCAGCCUACUCUCGACGAAGAGGCAGAGCUGCGCAAGGCUGGUGUUGUCGCGGACUACAGGUUCGAAGAGGACAAGUUCCCGCCCAACAACCGCACGCUCGAGAAUUUCUUCCGUGGAGCCUGGACAUACCACAUCCACAACCAGUGGCUCAAGCACCCCGAACCCUCAUCGUGGAUAUCCAUCCUCGAGCACGCGCAAGACGGCUUCUUCGCGAGGUCACGAACGAACCCGUAUGGCGAGAAGUGGACGGGCCCGAAUCUCGCGCCAUACAACUACUGGCCAGAGUUCGUUUGA
Molecule: messenger RNA, 1881 nt
Organism: Macroventuria anomochaeta
Lineage: Eukaryota; Fungi; Ascomycota; Dothideomycetes; Pleosporales; Didymellaceae
Exons: 2
Coding region: 1-1881 (626 amino acids)
Source: RefSeq, a predicted model, not a curated record